This is a messenger RNA of Propithecus coquereli (Coquerel's sifaka), 4512 nucleotides long. RefSeq names its product transforming growth factor, beta receptor III (gene TGFBR3). Lineage: Eukaryota; Metazoa; Chordata; Mammalia; Primates; Indriidae. The transcript has 17 exons. The record is from RefSeq and is a predicted model, not a curated record. The coding region runs from base 1 to 2745 and encodes 914 amino acids.
AUGCACGUUCUCCUGGGGAAGCAGCAAGGAAGAGGACUGUUAGAGGAUGUCCUGCCCUGGUGCUACCAGGCUUUGAAAAGCAGACCCAGGGUGAUGGGAAAAGCUAGUACCUUGGAAGAGAGGAAGCCUAAACAAGAUGAUGUUGUAGACAGUCUGCAGCUGAACUGGUUUCUCCAGUACCCAGUCACAGUUGGCCACUCCAUUAUCACGAGAAAACUGUUUGCUAUUGGAAGGACUUGUGGAAACUCGUUUGGUCGAGAGCCUGGCGCCCAGUGUGAACUGUCACCUGUCAAUGCCUCCCAUCCUGUCCAGGCCCUGAUGGAGAGCUUCACCGUCCUGUCGGGCUGCGCGAGCAGAGGCACGACUGGGCUGCCGCAGGAGGUUCACGUCCUGAACCUCCGCACCGCGGACCAGGGGCCCGGCCAGCCGCACAGAGAGGUCACUUUGCACCUGAACCCCAUCUCCUCAGUCCACAUUCACCACAAGCCUGUCGUGUUUCUUCUCAACUCCCCGCAGCCCCUGCUCUGGCGUCUGAAGACGGAGAGACUUGCCACUGGUGUCUCUAGACUUUUCUUGGUGUCUGAGGGUUCUGUAGUUCAGUUUUCAUCAAGAAACUUCUCCUUGACAGCAGCAACAGAAGAAAGGAACUUCCCCCAUGGAAAUGAACAUCUGUUGAAUUGGGCCCGAAAGGAGUAUGGAGCAGUUACUUCAUUCACGGAACUCAAGAUAGCAAGAAACAUUUAUAUUAAAGUGGGGGAAGAUCAAGUGUUCCCCCCGACGUGCAACAUAGGGAAGAAUUUUCUCUCGCUCAAUUACCUCGCCGAGUACCUUCAACCCAAAGCUGCAGAAGGGUGUGUGAUGUCCAGCCAGCCCCAGGAUAAGGAAGUACACAUCAUCGAGUUGAUCACGCCCAACUCUAACCCCUACAGUGCUUUCCAGGUGGAUAUAAUAAUUGAUAUAAGACCUUCUCGAGAGGAUCCUGAGGUGGUCAAAAAUCUCAUCCUGAUCUUGAAGUGCAAAAAAUCUGUCAACUGGGUGAUCAAAUCUUUUGAUGUUAAAGGAAACCUGAAAGUUAUUGCUCCUAACAGUAUUGGCUUUGGGAAAGAGAGUGAAAGAUCCAUGACAAUGACCAAAUCAAUAAGAGAUGACAUUCCUUCAACCCAAGGGAAUCUGAUAAAGUGGGCUUUGGACAAUGGCUAUAGUCCAGUAACAUCAUACACCAUGGCUCCUGUGGCUAAUAGAUUUCACCUUCGGCUUGAAAACAAUGAGGAGAUGAGAGAUGAGGAAGUCCAUACUAUCCCUCCUGAGCUGCGGAUCCUGCUGGACCCCGGCACCCUGCCCGCGCUGCAGAACCCGCCCAUCCGGGGCGGGGGAGGCCGAAGUGGAGGCCUCCCCUUUCCUUUCCCUGAUAUCUCCAGGGGAGGCUGGAAGGAAGGGGGAGAAGAUGGGAUCCCCCGGCCGAGGGACCCUGCCAUCCCCAGCAUACAGCUGUUUCCUGGCCCCAGAGAGCCGGAAGAGGUGCACGGAAGCAUGGAUGUUGCCCUGUCAGUCAAAUGUGACAACGAGAAGAUGAUCGUGGCUGUAGAAAAAGAUUCUUUUCAGGCCAAUGGCUACUCAGGAAUGGAGCUCACCUUGCUGGAUCCUGCCUGCAAGGCCAGGAUGAAUGGCACCCACUUCGUUUUGGAGUCUCCCCUAAAUGGCUGCGGCACUCGGCACCGGCGGUCGGCCCCCGAUGGUGUGGUUUACUAUAACUCCAUUGUAAUACAGGUUCCAUCCCCAGGGGAUAGUAGUGGUUGGCCAGAUGGUUAUGAAGAUUUGGAGUCAGGUGAUAAUGGAUUUCCAGGAGAUAUGGAUGAAGGAGAUGCUUCCUUAUUCAGCCGACCUGAAAUUGUGGUGUUUAAUUGCAGCCUGCGGCAGGUGAGGAAUCCCAGUAGCUUCCAGGACCAGCUCCAUGGAAACAUCACCUUCAACAUGGAGCUCUACAACACUGACCUCUUUCUGGUGCCCUCCCAGGGGGUCUUCUCUGUGGCAGAGAAUGGACACGUUUAUGUUGAGGUAUCUGUUACUAAGGCUGACCAGGAACUGGGAUUCGCUAUCCAAACAUGCUUUAUCUCUCCAUAUUCGAACCCCGAUAGGAUGUCUGAUUAUACCAUCAUUGAGAACAUUUGUCCUAAAGAUGAAUCUGUGAAAUUCUACAGUCCCAAGAGAGUGCGCUUUCCUAUCCCACAAGCCGAGAUGGAUAAGAAGCGAUUCAGCUUCGUCUUCAAGCCCAUCUUCAACACCUCGCUGCUCUUUCUACAGUGUGAGCUGACACUGUGUACCAAGAAGGAGAAGGACCCCCAGAAGUUGCCUAAGUGCGUGCCGCCUGAUGAAGCCUGCACCUCGCUGGACGCCUCGAUGAUCUGGGCCAUGAUGCAGAAUAAGAAGACGUUCACCAAGCCCCUGGCUGUGAUCCACCACGAAGUUGAAUCCAAAGGAAAAGGUCCAAGCAUUAAGGAACCAAAUCCAGUUCCUCCACCGAUUUUCCGUGGUCUGGACACCCUAACCGUGAUGGGCAUUGCGUUUGCAGCAUUUGUGAUCGGAGCUCUCCUGACGGGGGCCUUGUGGUACAUCUAUUCUCACACAGGGGAGACAGCAGGAAGGCAGCAAGUCCCCACGUCCCCGCCGGCCUCAGAAAACAGCAGCGCGGCCCACAGCAUCGGCAGCACCCAGAGCACGCCGUGCUCCAGCAGCAGCGCGGCCUAGCCCGGCCAGCCACUGAGCCUCCAACUCGGAAGGCUGGGAUUCGGCUCCCUUGUAAAGAAAGAGUGCAUUUCAGUAUAAAGAUCACCCGUUGUAUUCACCCCCCGCCCAGGGCUAAUGUCGAAUCCAUGUGAGAAAGCUAAGGGGGUGGCCUUCUCCACCAGCCCUCACAGGCCUGGGGUUUUCAAUGUGAAACACGUGCCAGUUUUUAAAAUGCUGCUUUGUCCAGUUGAGAACAUCCAUAAUUUGGGGCCCUGAGUUUUACCCAGACUCAAGGAGUUUGUAAAAGGAUAACAGCCAGAUAGUAGAAUGAACCAGUGAGGAGACGUGGCCAAAGAUUCUUUUAUAUCUGAACCAAGAUGUAAAACAAAAGAAAUGCUUCAAGGCUUUGUAAGCGUUCCUCCACGUCUAACACGCACCUUCGUGGGAUGCGCACUUCUGAUCUUGCUGCCACACCCUGCAGGGCUGACUCGUCUCCAUGGGUGCUGCCCUCGGGGACUGCAUCAAGGCAACAUUCCUUUCUUGUGCCCUGGGCCAAAACCAAUGCUGAUGACCUUGUCAGCUUCCUGUUUAUUCCCAUACUCCCACACACAGACUGCAAAAAUGUCUUCAUGCAAAUUUUAUAUUUCUUACAGGCAUAUAGAAAUUGAAAAUGGCCAAAAUCUGGAACCACAGGUUUGUGCCUAUUUCUGACAUUUUGUUCUGAUAAAUUAAUGUAUAAAUCGAGGCAAAAUUCUGUUGUCAAGUCAAGGAGGAAUUUGCACAGUGAUAUAUUUGUAUGUGUAAGUACAAAUAUAUAAUAUGUCAUCUGGCACAUUCGUUUUCUCAGUUGAAGAAGAGGAAAUUCAUUCCCCUUUUGAAAAUGUCCUGUUUUCAGAGUUGCAACUUAUUCUUAAAUAUAUUUGGUAAGGUGAAUGUUUCUACUCAAAACAUGUCAAUAUUUUUAAAAAUAGGCCCUUUUGUAAAAACCAAACUCUUGUGAGACACAAAUGCAUUGCAGGUUAUGUUGGAUUCCGGUUGGUUAUCUGAAUAGUGUCAUCAGUUCUGCCAAGACAGUGCUGAGCUAUGGAAAAGGGCACUCAUUUGGAUCGCUUUAGUUCUCUUGCCUUAAAUAUAUCCCAAACUCAAAAAAGAUUUGAGGUGAAUUUCAUUAAAUGGAAUAAUAUGAUGCCACUUUGCAGCUAAAAUAAGCUCAGUGAUACCGCUAUGUUAAAAAAGAAUGUGAGGGAAACUUCCAUGCCAAAUCAUUUAUUGCUAAAGAUAGCUUCAUUGUAAUUUAUUUAGUUUUCUUUUCCCAAAAUUCCCCCCAAAUUACUUAGAAUUUCAUAAGUAGAACAGAUUAGAUUCUGCUCCAAAAUAUUCAUAAGCAAGUCUCACUCCCCUUAAAAUAAGGAAGUUGUGCCUGGUUCUCUGUGAAUGGAACCUCAAGUAGGAAAUGUUGAUGAAACUCAAAACCUUAAGGUAGUGUCUACACAGCAAACAAGUAAGGGGGGAAUGACAAUCAUUAUUUCCCAAUCUGAUUGAUUUGAUAGAUGUAGACAUUUAAUGGGGAUAAUUUUAACCAAAAAAGAUUACUGUAGGGCUGAGAUUUUCAGUCUCUCCACAUUGAUAUAUUGAAAAUUUUUCAGAUAUCCACAUAUGAAUAAAGAAGACAUGAGGUUAGAAAUUUUUUUUCCUUUACUUAAUUUUUUUUUAAUGUAAGGGUAUCAGAAUGGAGGACAUAGAUUACGCUACCUGUGUUUAAAAAUUAUGCGCUUUGCCUAACCUUCA